Molecule: messenger RNA, 2336 nt
Organism: Paramecium sonneborni
Lineage: Eukaryota; Ciliophora; Oligohymenophorea; Peniculida; Parameciidae
Source: the annotation of a GenBank genome assembly
AGAAUGUAUAUAGAAGAAUUUUCUAACUAACUAAAUUUGGAUCAAGAAACUUUGGAGAAAGCAAAAAUAGCUAUGUAAUAAUUUUCAGAACAAGAUGAAAAAGUAUUUAUCUUUGGAGAAUUUAGAUUUAUGUUCCUGCUGUAGUUUACUUGUGUAGUCAAAGCUGCUAAAUUCAAUAAAUAGAUGGAUAAACAAAAUAAGGCAAUGGAAUAACACUUACAUAAGUAAUAAGUAAUUAGAUUAUAGAUUAUUCGCAAUUUGGAUCCCUAAGCAGAUAUUGAGUAGUUCUUAAUGUUUUUAUAAGACCUUCCUACUCUCCUAAAGUAUCAUUCUACAGAAUUUGAUAAUGUUGUCAGAUAAGCUAAUUUUAGCUUUAGAUUGUAUAAAAAGUUUGACAAAUGCUUUAGUCUUAUUCAGUAUACUCUUUAUUUUACAUAUUAAAUAGGCCAGUGUAGAAUCCAAGCUAAACUCCCUAAUUUAAAAAAGAAGAUGAUUGUGAUCCCUAUAUAUAAGACUUAAAAAAAGUAGCCUGGAUUCUUUGCAUAAUAGUUCGAUAGAAUUUAAUUCAAUAUGAGGAACAACCAGAUAAUAAUUAAAUCAUUUUCUCUGAUCCAAAUAUUAAAGUCAUUUUGAUUCUAGUUGGAUCUUUAUCCAUUGUAUUUUAAAAUUUACCAAAUACAUUCACAUAAAAUGUAUCAGAUAUUUCAUAAAAAAUGCUGUCUUUUUUUUGUAAUGAUUAAAAUGAAUGGGAUGAGGAAUUAAAAUAUUACCAGGAUUUAUGUUAUAAAUGUAUAAAUCAAGUUGUAAAAGUGAUGUUGCAUAAAACAAAAGUUUUAGAUAUGUAGUAAAUAAAUGAAGAAAAUCAAGUUCCUACUUUAUUUGAGGAGAAAACAAUAGAUUAAACUUAUAGAAGAUUACAUAAAUAUUAUGAGAAGAUUAGAAAGCAUUCAGAUUUGGAUGAGGAAUGUUUUUUGAGACAAAGGAUUGUGUUUACUCCUAAAAAAGAUAUGAAUUAAUAACUAGAUUAUUCAGAGUUUGAGACAUUGUAAAAGAAAACUAAAAUAAAAAGUGAUCCUCCAUUUAUGUAAACACCAUUAAAAGAUAAUAAAUUUUCAAAUACACAACAAGAAUAAACAUAUUUUGACAUAAAAAAAAAUACAAAUCCUCAAACUCCAAUAAGUAAGUGUAUGGAAUUACAUUAAUGGAUAAAAAAAAUCACAAUGUAAACUUAUAAAUGUUUUGAUGAUGAUUAUGAAUAAGAAUUUUAUGAAUAAGCAACUAUAAAAAUAAGAAAAUUUUUUGAAGUUACAGAAGCAUCUAAAUCUUAAAAAUAAAAUGAGCACGAAUAAACAAUAUUAACAUUAUGUGUAGCUGUUAUAGAUUCAUUAAUGAAAUCAAAUGCAGGUUAGUUUGAUUUAAAAUUGCUUAAAAAUUAUAGAUUUUAAUUUGCAAUUUUAGGUUUGUCUUUGUAUACUUAUUAAAUUGUAAUAUAGAAAUCUAACUUAUUAUAAAAUAUGAAAUAGCUCUGUACAAUUUUUGAAAUAAGUCCAUUAGAUUUAUUUAGAGUCAUAGCAAAUUUUGCUUACUUUAAUAGAUAAAUGCCUUCAACGAUAACUUCAUAACUAUUUGAACUAGAGAAACACAUUCUAUUUAAUUUGAUGUGGCAAACAAAUGCUGAGAAUCUAGUAAUAAUAUUUAGAGACAGUAUAGAAUUUAUUUAAUCUAAUGUAGAUUCCCCAAAAUACUUUGAUUAAGAAUUAGUAAGAAGAUUUUAAAACCAUUUAGCAUUAAGAAUAAAAGAACUUUGUAACAUACUUUAAUUAGAUAUUCAUGAUUUUGCUUAUUCAGCAAUAUGGGAAUUUAUGAAGAAUCCAAAAUUAGAAGUAUUAAAAGAUGUAGUUUUUGAUACUGUCAUAAUAUGUACAUUUUAUGUAAUUUAAAAACAUCAAAAACAAAGUCCAUCUUUUAAUACUUUCAAUAAGGUAAUAAAUUUUAAAUAUUCUUAGCUUUACAAUUAAUAUUACUCAUAAUAAAAGUAAGUUUUUACUCAUAUUGUUGAAUAUUAUAACGAAAGAUUUCUAAAUGGAUUUAGAGAUAUUGUAAAAUCAAUAUCAAAUGCUUAACCUUUAUAAGUCCCUAAAAACUUUGAGUGUUAAAGUCCUUUAAUAAUAAAACCAAUCCCAGUAUCUCCUGUUUAUAAUCAUACAUAUAUUGCUACUCCUGAACCAUCCUCCCCUCAUUAAUCCUUCUAUAGGAAAUUGGUGUAAAAUUUAAAACCAUAAUAAUAACAAUAAUAAAAAUAAUAAUAAUAAGACAUUCAACCUUUCCAAAGUUGA